Messenger RNA from Mercurialis annua (annual mercury), 910 nucleotides. Its product is annotated as protein NONRESPONDING TO OXYLIPINS 2, mitochondrial. The coding region runs from base 129 to 410 and encodes 93 amino acids. The transcript has 3 exons. NCBI's taxonomy places the organism in Eukaryota, Viridiplantae, Streptophyta, Magnoliopsida, Malpighiales, Euphorbiaceae. The record is from RefSeq and is a predicted model, not a curated record.
AAUUUUAUGUAAAACCCGUCAAAAACCCCAGCCCCUAUAUGCAGACACAAUCUAUAAAUUAUAUCGAUUAAAUUGUUUCUCAAAAACCCUAAAUCCCUUCAUCUGUUUCUUCUUUGCCAGCUUUGAAAAUGGGAUCUCGCUGCAGAUCUAUUGCAAAAUCAAGUUAUUCAAUCUUCAAAUUCACUGUUAACAAACCCACACUCAAACCAAACUCCUUACCUUCUCUUCCUUCUACUCCGUCCUCUUUUAAAUGUUCAAGGUCAUUUCCUCAAUUGGGUGCUAUUCAAUCUCUGCUUCCUCUGCACUCAGCUGUGUCUUCUGCUCGGCUAACCUCCUGCCUUGGCAUUGAUUCGACCAGUUCCAGGUCGUUGUCUCAGGGUAUGCUCUGCAGUGCCAACCCAGGAGUUUAAUAUAAUCUCCAAAUCUUUUUGUUUACUUUGUAACUUGGUCUCAGCGUACCGCGAUAACAAAUUGAUUAUAGAAGAUUGGUCGAUGGAUCACCGUUAUUGCCUCUCUUCCGUUACAUCUUCAUUCCGUAUAAUUUAAAGCUCCAUCCAAGCGGGGUUAGCUGCAAGGUUUUAAAAUUUUGUUGGAUACCAUAUGCGUUCUCAUGGAUCAAAAGCAUGAAUUUUACAGAAUCUUAUUAGAUCAGAAUAACUAAGAAUCCUUUUCGUUACAGUUUUGUACUUGGGCUAUAUUGAGUUUUGAUUAUUCAAAAGUUUUUCUUUCUUAAAAGAAUGAUAUCUUCAUGGGGAAUGGACCAUGUACAUGAAGCAAUGUAUUAAUUCAAUUUGAGAAAGGAUUGUAUUAUUAGGGUGGAAUUGAAGUAUUAAAUUGGGGAACGUGAUAUACACGUGGAGAAAGUAGGGAGGUUGAUGAGAUAUUGUCUAAAUGCUCCCUUUUGCUUUGA